GCACAUAUGAAUAUUCACGUUUUCAAUCAUUCUCCUGAAAAGUCACCUAUUAGAGUAGACCCUCGUAUGUCUGCUUGUUUUAAAGUGGACAAUGUUUGCCAACCAGGCAAUACUUUAUUGUGGGAUUUACUCCAGGAUGAUAAAAUUUGUCAGCUGGGAGAAGGACUAGCAUUAGAAGCUGAGAAGACGUUGUGCAAUUUAAUCUGUUACACACCUGACAAAGAAAUACGCAUGAAAUUCAUUGAGGGUUGUCUAAAUAAUCUAGCAAACAACGUGUCCGUUGUUGUAUCCCUUCGGAUGCUUCCGAAAUUAUUGACUUCUUUUCGCGGCCUAGAUAUGCACCACGUUACUCAUUGGGCCGAUCGACAACAUCACAUGAUGACGCAUUUUUUCAAUAAUUUGAAAGUCUACACAGCAAAUCCAAAUAAGUCAUUGCCAAUGUACACCCAUCAAAUGCAAGUACAAGUUCGGCUACAUUUUUUAUCUGCUGUUUUUUCGCCAGUGGUAUCACCAACUAAUUUCAA
Leptinotarsa decemlineata (Colorado potato beetle) is the source of this 524-nucleotide messenger RNA. RefSeq names its product ubiquitinyl hydrolase 1 puf (gene puf). Gene Ontology annotation, cellular component: nucleus; cytosol. Gene Ontology annotation, biological process: protein deubiquitination. Gene Ontology annotation, molecular function: cysteine-type deubiquitinase activity. The record is from RefSeq and is a predicted model, not a curated record. Lineage: Eukaryota; Metazoa; Arthropoda; Insecta; Coleoptera; Chrysomelidae.